This is a messenger RNA of Prosopis cineraria, 1528 nucleotides long. Its product is annotated as probable pectinesterase 53. The transcript has 5 exons. Gene Ontology annotation, biological process: cell wall modification. Bases 270 to 1418 code for a protein of 382 amino acids. The record is from RefSeq and is a predicted model, not a curated record. Lineage: Eukaryota; Viridiplantae; Streptophyta; Magnoliopsida; Fabales; Fabaceae. Gene Ontology annotation, molecular function: pectinesterase activity.
AAGUUGCCAAAGGUUUUUAAAAAGACAAUUUAUUAAGCAAAAAGUGCAGCCUGUCCCUGUGGCCUAGAUUCUUCAUCUCCCUCUCUCUCUCUCUAAUGGAACCGCCCGUGAAGGGUACUGAGUCUGUCAUUGGUUCUAUGGUUCACCCUCGAGUACCAACUAACCUGUGUGUAUAAAAACCAUGAUGCAGGCCUAGUACUAUAAUCAUUCAUCAGUUUAUCACCCAACUUCUAAGCAGCUUCAUCUUCCUCUCACGCUCUCUCUUGAGAAUGUCAAAUCUGCAUUACAUGUCCAAUUUUUUGCUGUUUCUUGUUCUUCUUCUGAUGCAAAAUCCAAGCACAACGCUGUGCCAUACAAAGGGAUUGCGACCAAGGCGUUCUCCUGUGACUUCAUCGACGACCAACAUGAGCCGAAUCCAAUUCUCAGAACAGCAAUUCCUGAAAUGGAUCAAGUUCGUCGGUGGCCUCAGACACUCUGUUUUCGGCAUAGCCAAAAACAAGCUUUUUCCCUCUUACACUCUGCACGUCUCCAAGAAGCCGUCUUCAGGACAAUUUUCGUCAAUUCAAGGCGCAAUCGAUUCACUUCCGUUCCUCAAUCUUGUGAGAGUCGUCCUAAAGGUCCACGCAGGGGUUUACACGGAGAAAGUGAAUAUUCCUCCUAUGAAAUCCUUCAUAACCAUACAAGGAGCAGGAGCAGACAAAACCAUAGUUCAAUGGGGAGACACAGCUCAAACAAAAGGGCCAGAUGGGAAGCCACUGGGAACCUACGGAUCAGCAACAUUUGCUGUAAAUGCGCCAUACUUCAUCGCCAAGAACAUCACAUUCAAAAACACGGCCCCAAUUCCCGCACCAGGAGCAGUGGGGAAGCAAGCAGUGGCAUUGAGAAUAUCAGCAGACACAGCAACAUUUGUAGCAUGUAAAUUCUUAGGAGCACAAGACACACUGUAUGAUCAUGUGGGAAGGCACUACUAUAAAGACUGCUACAUCGAAGGCUCAGUAGAUUUCAUAUUCGGGGACGGCCUGUCUCUGUUCGAGAGAUGUCACGUGCAUGCGAUAGCGCAGAACAUAGGGGCCUUAACAGCACAGGGAAGGAACAGCAUAUUGGAGGACACAGGAUUCUCGUUCGUGCACUGCAAGGUCACGGGUUCAGGGGCACUGUACCUGGGGAGGGCAUGGGGUCCUUUCUCUCGCGUGGUCUUCGCUUACACCAAUAUGGACAACAUCAUCAUCCCCAAAGGCUGGUACAACUGGGGCGACCCUAGCCGUGAAAUGACUGUGUUCUAUGGACAGUACAAGUGCACAGGACCAGGAGCCAGAUUUGCAGGCAGAGUUGCUUGGUCAAGAGAGCUCACUGAUGAGGAAGCUAAGCCUUUUAUUUCACUUAGCUUCAUUGACGGCUUCGAAUGGAUCAAAUUGUAGAACUUCAUCACAUACUGAGUCUUUCUUUCAUUUCUUUUCUCUUUCAAGUUUGAUUUCUUCUUGUGUGACAAUUUUUUUUCCUAUUUAAAAUAAAUAUAAAUAUAUCACAA